UGACGUACUUCCGGCGCGACGCUUUCCCUCCACGCCGGGACUAGGUGGUGGGGGGAGGGAGGCGGUUAGUGGGCUUUAGCGCCUUUUCUGGAGGCGGUAGAUUUGAAGCGCUUUAAAGAACCUGACCCCGGGAAGAGGAGACCAUACUGGUGCAAGGCCGCUCCCGAGGCAUAGUGAGGUUCCCAGACUAGGGGUCUAAUCGGAGCUGCAGCCGCCGGCCUAUGCCAGAACCACAGCAGCGUGGGAUCUGAGCUGUGUCUGCAACCUACACCACAGCUCAGUGCUGGAUCCUUAACCCACUGAGCAAGGCCAGGGAUCGAACCUGAAACCUCAUAAUUCCUAGUUGGAUUCGUUAACCACUGUGCCGUGACAGGAACUCCAAAGGAGCAAAAGGAUUGUAUCAGUUGUCCUUGAUUUUUCCCUAUUUAAAGAUUGAAGUAUUGAACCAUGGGAAUAAAGGUUCAGCGUCCUCGAUGUUUUUUUGACAUCGCCAUUAAUAAUCAACCUGCUGGAAGAGUUGUCUUUGAAUUAUUUUCUGAUGUGUGCCCUAAAACAUGCGAGAACUUUCGUUGUCUUUGUACAGGUGAAAAGGGGACAGGGAAAUCAACUCAGAAGCCAUUACAUUAUAAAAGUUGUCUCUUUCACAGAGUUGUCAAAGAUUUUAUGGUUCAAGGUGGUGACUUCAGUGAAGGAAAUGGACGAGGAGGGGAAUCCAUUUAUGGAGGAUUUUUUGAAGAUGAGAGCUUUGCUGUUAAACACAAUAAAGAAUUUCUCUUAUCAAUGGCCAACAGAGGGAAGGAUACAAAUGGUUCGCAGUUCUUCAUAACAACAAAACCAACUCCUCAUUUAGAUGGGCAUCAUGUUGUUUUCGGGCAAGUGAUUUCUGGCCAAGAAGUUGUGAGAGAGAUAGAAAACCAGAAAACAGAUGCAGCUAGCAAACCGUUUGCUGAGGUGCGGAUACUCAGUUGUGGAGAGCUAAUUCCCAAAUCUAAAGCUAAGAAAGAAGAAAAGAAAAGGCACAAAUCCUCCUCCUCCUCCUCCUCAUCAUCCAGUGAAUCAGAUAGCUCAAGUGAUUCUCAGUCAUCUUCUGAUUCUUCUGAUUCUGAAAGUGCUUCUGAGGAGAAAUCAAAAAAGAGAAAGAAAAAACAUAGGAAGAAUUCUCGUAAACACAAGAAAGAAAAGAAGAAGCGAAAGAAAAGCAAGAAAAGCGCAUCUAGUGAAAGUGAGGCUGAAAAUCUUGAAGCACAACCCCAGUCUACUGUCCGUCCAGAGGAGAUCCCUCCAAUACCUGAAAACAGAUUCCUGAUGAGAAAAAGUCCUCCGAAAGCUGAUGAAAAAGAAAGGAAAAAUAGGGAGAGGGAGAGAGAAAGAGAGAGUAACCUACCUAACUCCCAGCCUGUUUCAUACCAGAGGCGACUCUUAGUUACUAGGUCUGGCAGGAAAAUUAAAGGAAGAGGACCAAGGCGUUAUCGAACUCCUUCUAGAUCCAGAUCAAGGGAUCGUUUCAGACGUAGUGAGACUCCUCCACAUUGGAGGCAAGAGAUGCAGAGAGCUCAAAGAAUGAGGGUAUCAAGUGGUGAAAGAUGGAUCAAAGGGGAUAAGAGUGAGUUAAAUGAAGUAAAAGAAAAUCAAAGAAGCCCAGUUAGAGUAAAAGAGAAAAAAAUAACUGAUCAUAGGCAUGUGUCUGAGAGUCCAAACAGAAAAACUGAAAAGGAAAAGAAAGUUAAAGACCAUAAAUCUAAUAGCAAAGAGAGAGACAUCAGAAGAAAUUCAGAAAAAGAUGAUAAAUAUAAAAAUAAGGUAAAGAAAAGGGCCAAAUCGAAAAGUAGGAGUAAGAGCAAAGAGAAAUCCAAAAGUAAAGAAAGGGAUACAAAGCAUAUUAGACAUGAAGAAAAGAGGAUGAGGUCAAGGAGUAAAGAAAGGGAUCAUGAGAAUGUUAAAGAAAAAGAAAAGGCUGAUUCUAAAGCAAAAGAUCAGGAAAGGAGUAGAAGUAAAGAGAAGUCCAAACAGUUAGAAUCCAAAAGUAAUGAGCACGAUCAUAAUAAAAGCAAGGACAAGGACAGACGUGCACAGUCUAGGAGUAGAGAACGAGAUGUAACUAAAGGCAAACACAGUUACAAUAGCAGAACAAGGGAACGAAGCAGAAGUAGGGACAGGAGCAGAAGAGUGAGGUCUCGAAGUCAUGACCGAGAUCGCAGCAGAAGCAAGGAGUAUCAUAGAUACAGAGAGCAGGAGUACAGGAGAAGAGGAAGGUCACGGAGCCGAGAGAGAAGAGCAACACCAGGACGAUCAAGAAGUAAAGAUAGAAGGAGGAGGAGGAGAGAUUCUCGGAGCUCAGAAAGAGAAGAAAGUCAAAGCAGAAACAAAGAAAAAUACAGAAACCAAGAAGGUAAAAGUUCACACAGAAAAGAAAAUUCCGAAGGUGAGAAGAGAAUGUACUCUAAAAAUCGUGAUCAUAGUAGCUCAAAUAGUAACAGGGAAAAAAAGGCUGAUAGAGAUCCAAGUCCAUUCUCAAAAAUGAAACAAAGUAGUCAGGACAAUGAAUUAAAGUUCUCUACUUUGAAAAAUAAGGAGGAUGAAAAGACCAGAUCCUCAAUGGAAGAAGAAAACCAAAAAUCAAAGGGUCAAGAAAAUGACCACACACAUGAUAAAAAUAAAAAAUUUGAUCAUGAAUCAAGCCCUGGAACAGAUGAAGACAAAAGUGGAUGAGUGAGUUACAUAAACUUAUUUCCAUUCUGUCUCAAAUUUUAAGUUUUAGAGACUUGCUGAUGAAUCUCUUUUAUGUUGUUUUCUUCUCUUCAUUGUUUUGGGGUUAUGUUUGUCUUUUUUUUUUUUUUUUUUUUUUUCAAUGUGGACUUUAUUGAGUUGAUCUUUUGAUAAUCUGCAACCUGGAUAAUUUGUACUGCUAAAGUUUUAAUAAACUUGAAAUGAGAAAAACAUUUUGGUGUAAUAUUGUGUGCUGUGUGUUUAACUAUUUCAUGUAUGCAUUUUUGUGUUGCAACAAUCAGCUAAUAGCAAACAUGCUACACCCUAAUUUGUCUGAUCAGCCAGUUGGAAACAAGCAUAACUGAUUGUUGGAAUACAUUGUUACAAAAGCUUGUGUUACUCAUGAUUAAAAUAACUUUGGAAGCCACUAGAUAAAAGAAAUCUUGUAUAGAUUUUUCAAUUACAUUUAUAAUAGACGCUUGCAGCAGCAGCUUUUAAGUACAUGGAAGUGGGACCCUAAUAACUUGUUAUUAAGUCAUCACUUUGAUUUUAUAGUAAUUUGUGCUUUAAAAUAAAUAUUUAGUUAUUUAUAUUGUACUUCGUAUGUUAUUCUUCUUAGUUUUACUGGUAGCUUAUUUCAUAUUAAUAUUUUUCCUGCCUAGUUUUGUUUUAUUUAACUGUCUAUAAAUAUAGUUGAGUAUUUUUUUUAAGCUAAUGUACUGAUUGGGCCGGGCUUGCUGUUAUACAGCAUCUGACAAGAACUAUACCUUGAAAAUCAGAUUGUAAUUUUCAAUUCUAUGUUGCUUUUGGUCUGAAGAGAUUAAAUUGUUGCUUUGGGGGAAUGUUUUAUCAUCAUCAUUACCCUUCUCUAAAAUGAAAAAAAUACUUUUCUCACUAAAACAUACUGCUUGUGCAGGUUUUUAAGUUAGAUUCUAAAAAUGGUUAGUAUUGACAUAUUAACUUCUGAGAUUUCUCUUUUUUGGCCACUGACCUAUAUACAGUGUUAACUGUGCAUGGUUGUCUUUUUUUUUUUUUUUACUUGAACUGACUUCUUUAAUUCUCAUAGCUGUGAAUUUCAAAUGGCAAGAAAAUGCAUCUUUAUAUAUAUAUACAGGCUGUAGUAUGUUUAUCACUCGGGUUUCUUUCUACUCUGGUGGCUUUAUACCAUAACUUAUCAUUAUUUUAACUUGGCUUGUAUAAUAUUGCCACGUAGAGUAGAGGUGAAAAUUGUGAAAUUUGAUAUCUUACAGAGUUAAACACUAAAGAUAUCCAAAGUUUAUUUAGAAUUUUGUGUUGCUUAUUGCUAUUUUAGGAAUGUGUGGCCUUUUAAAUACUAAACAUCCAGUAAACACAAAACCUGCCUCAUUUGAAAAGAAAUUUCAGAAUUCCAAUUAGUAGUUGCCCCCUAGCGUGUUUUGUACUUUAAUAUUUGUCAAUGUAGUGUCUACUCUGUUACCAGGUAACUCCCUGGUAGGCUCCAUAGCUACUCAGUGCUAUUUCUACUGAGGAAAAGCAGUGCUUAUUAACAUAAUACUUACAAUGAUUAAUACACUAAUGAUACAUUUGGCAAUGUGGUAGCCAUUUUUACAUAAUAGGGUAAUUGUAAGAUUGUUUAGAUUUUUUUUUUUUUUUUUUUUUUUUUUUUUUUGGUCUUUUUAGGGUUGCAUUCGCAGCACAUGGAAGUUCCCAGGUUUUAGGGGUUGAAUUGGAGCUGCAGCUGCCAGCCUACACCACAGCCGCAGCAACGAGGGAUCUGAGUCAUGUCUGCGACCUACACCACAGCCCACAACAACGCCCGUUCCUUAACCCACUGAGCAGUGAUCAAACCUAAGUCCUCAUGGAUACUAGUCAGGUUCGUUACAGCUGAGCCGUGAUGGAAACUCCUGUUUAGAAUAUCUUGAAACAGGAGUUCCCGUCGUGACGCAGUGGUUAACGAAUCCGACUAGGAACUAUGAGGUUGCGGGUUCGAUCCCUGCCCUUGCUCAGUGGGUUAACGAUCCGGCGUUGUCAUGAGCUGUGGUGUAGGUCACAGACAUGGGCUCGGAUCUGGCAUUGCUGUGGCUGUGGUGUAGGCAGGCAGUUGUAGCUCCGAUUAGACCCAUAACCUGGGAACCACCAUAUGCGCAGGUGCAGCCCUCAAAAGACAAAAGGAAGGAAAAAAAAAAGGAUUUCUAGUAACCAAUUAUAUUUUAAGAGAAAACUCAUGCUAAGUAAACAUACUUCUAUGUUUUCUGACCCCCAAGCUUUACCUACUAAGAAUUAUAGACAAGUAACUAUUGGGGGAAAAAUUAGUAGUUUCUAUAAAUAGUAUUCUGAUGUGGUUAUCAAAAAAGCAGUUGCAUUCCCAGGAUUUAUAGGCCUUUAGAAAAGUCUGUUUUUACAAUAAAACAGAUGGUGAAGGAGUUGAGUGAGAGAUGACAAUCAGCUAGAUUUUAUUUUAAGAAUAUAGAUAACAUUUAGAAAUUGAUCAGACAGCAUUAACUGAACUUCAUCUGCUUUUGGCAUCUGAUUAGCACACUGAUCAAACAUCCUUUCCUUUGAUUACAUUUUUAAUAGUUGUGACACCUGUAGUUUGUUCUUUGAAAAACUUUUCCUAAAAGUCAACUAUUCUUCCCUGUCAAAUUGAUUUAAUAGUAUGUUUGAGCUCAUAGUUUACCUGAAAGUAUCUUUGACUUAAUAUCCUCUUAAAGAUAUUUAAAUUGGUUUGUUUUUAUUGCUUGAUUGGCAACAUCUGAGAAAUUUUUCAUGACUAUUAUUUCAUGUGAAUUCUUUUUCUGGAUAAACCAUAUGCCACAGAAAUUGGCACUGCAGAGAGAUGAAUGACACUGCAGAGAAGCGACUAGGUUGCUUUAAAUUUUUUUUAGAUUUAUAGUUAGUGAGUUCAUAGAGCAUUAUAGUUUCUAUGUUUCCUAAUCAGAUUCCUCACUGAGUUUCAAAGAAUUUGUCUUAUAAAUCUAUCUUUGCACAAGUGUAAUAUUGAUUCAUAUUAGCUUUGCCUAAUGGCCUUUGAUUCUUGUGCUCAGUGGAAUAUAUUCAAGUGAAAAGUAAAGAUUUCUUAAUAUGAGGGAAAGGAACACAUUGGGCUUCUGGUAUUUUGAAUAAUGGUAUUCACUGACAAUUCUAAUUUAUUUUCAAGUUAGUGUAUGAAACAAAUUAGUAUGGUUUUUAGUAGUUAAUUUUGCUUCACUCUAGGUGGCAGUUUUUUUUUUUUUAUCACAUUUUGAACCUUUAUAGUAGAUUUGUGUAGAAACUUGUUUACUUUGACCAAAAGGUCUUUUAAAUGUAUACCACAUAGUUGUUACAAAGACACAUAAAAUGGGUUAUUUUUUUGUUUCCUUUGGUUGUAUUUACUGUUAAUUGUUCAGCUUAGUAUUCAUACAUUUAUAGCUGAAUAAACUCUCCAAGGAUUGUAGGUUUAUAACCUAAUUAUUGUGAAAAGAUGUUUUGUUACAGAUACUUGUUUAAAAAAUAAACUCCAGAAGUGGAACAUUGGUUAAUAGUGAGCUUUAACUACCUUUAAAAGGAUUCAAGCAAAUUUAAAAAUCUGGCCUUUGGUAUGACACAAGAAGUAUAAAGGAAAAGAAAAAUCACAUAAGUGUUAAAAAUUCCAUCAGCAGGUUUGGAGGAUGGAGUUAUUGAGGGAUGCUGAUUUUAUGUACAUGAGGGUGUGGUGGGAUUGAUUUGUGUGUCUGCCUCCAUGCCCCCCCCCUUUUUUUUCAAGCAAAUUUCUAUACCAAAAGCACAUGGUGUAUAUUUUGUUCUUUGUGUGUUUAUAGUAUUUAAACAAUAAAUGAAUUGGGGAUUUGUUAAUGGGGGUGUUAAGAGUUGUGGCUGCUCUCUUUGUGGAAGAGAAAAACAAAAUGAAGUUAAUGCACUUCUUUUCCUAGCUAAAGUCACUGUGAUGUAUAUUUUUUUAAUGAAAUUUAGGAAUAAAGCUGUUGUUGCAAUUGUAUAAUUAGUUUCAAAAUGCUGCUUCUCUUAUUAGUUUAGUAACUGUUUUCUGCAAAUUGCAUUUUACAGAAUUUAAACUCAAAACUGUAUCAACUUUUAUAGUUAAACAUUGUAUUAAAUAAACUAUACUAUAAUAAAGUUUGUUUUUGUAUUUUUUUAAUUAUUGUAUUAGCUUAUUCAGCCUUUAUUAAAAACUAAAUAAUGAUAAAUCCAUUAAGAUACUACUUUAAUUUUACACAUAGGGUUACAGAGUUUGUAUUAGGAAAAAACUGAGCAAUGAGUUUAACAGUGCUUAUCUUCUUUAAGAAUUUAGCCAGUAGUGACAAUUUCCAGGUUUAGGAAUAAGUUCUAGUGUAAUUGUUUAAUCCUAAUGCUUCAGGUUGCAGUGUGUCUUUUGCCUUAGCAAACUUUUAAGGUUAUACUUGGAAUUUGCAUUACUAUCUACUGGAAUGUUACCCUUUUGCUUUUUAAUUCCUCCAAAUUUCUCAGCAUUGGGAACACUGUAUUAUAUUCUGUGCCUGCCAGUUUUAAUAUAACACCAUUGUAAAGCCAUAUAAAUGUUAAUUGAGUUUUGUAAAACAGAUUGUCUAGUUUUUGGUUUCUUGUUUUAAUUUAAAUUAGACAUAUUUAGGGAAAAUGAACCUAGUUAACAUGAGAGUUAGUCGCUGAAAAUAUAUAUGCUUAAGUAAAAAUGUUCUGACCAUUCAGUGGUUUGUAUGUUUUAGGUGAUUAUUAAACUCUCAAAUUCUGGAGUGUUUUUAAAUGUUUUAUUUAGCCAAGAGAAUAUGUAAAAUGUGAGUGCUUCAUAUGGACCGUGCCAAUUGUGUAUUAAAACACUUUUAGUAUCA
Molecule: messenger RNA, 7505 nt
Organism: Sus scrofa (pig)
Lineage: Eukaryota; Metazoa; Chordata; Mammalia; Artiodactyla; Suidae
Gene: PPIG
Product: peptidylprolyl isomerase G
Biological process (GO): protein folding; protein peptidyl-prolyl isomerization
Cellular component (GO): cytoplasm; mitochondrion
Molecular function (GO): cyclosporin A binding; peptidyl-prolyl cis-trans isomerase activity
Source: RefSeq, a predicted model, not a curated record